This is a messenger RNA of Bombina bombina (fire-bellied toad), 903 nucleotides long. Its product is annotated as taste receptor type 2 member 9-like. Gene Ontology annotation, biological process: sensory perception of taste; G protein-coupled receptor signaling pathway; detection of chemical stimulus involved in sensory perception of bitter taste. The transcript has a single exon. Gene Ontology annotation, cellular component: membrane. NCBI's taxonomy places the organism in Eukaryota, Metazoa, Chordata, Amphibia, Anura, Bombinatoridae. Bases 1 to 903 code for a protein of 300 amino acids. Gene Ontology annotation, molecular function: G protein-coupled receptor activity; bitter taste receptor activity. The record is from RefSeq and is a predicted model, not a curated record.
AUGUUUUCUCCAGACUGGAAAGUCACUUUAAUCAUUUUAACAGUUACAACAAUUUCUGGAAUUACCACAAACUCAUUUGUUGCAGUUGUGAGUGUUCUAGACCAGAGGAGAUGUUUCAGCCUGAGCCCCAGAAAGCAAAUCCAGUUUUCUAUGGUGCUGGUCAAUGUCAUCCUACAGAGCUUAUUGACAUCAGAAGGAUACAGAGGUCUAUAUUCAACUCAUGCCUGGUGGUCAAGAGAGAGCUGUAUAUCUGUGAUCUUCCUCAUGCAUUUUACCAUCAACCUCAGCUUCUGGCUCACAACCUGGCUCGGUGUCUUUUACUGUGUGACGAUUGUAAACUUUAAACACACAUUUAUCACACAGGUGAAGAUGAGGCUCCCGGCUGUGGUACCCAAGAUCCUGCUGGUCACAACCCUGGUGUCCUUCAUCUCGAAUGCUCCUGUUAUUUUUGAUGUUCAUUUAGAAAAUCAGCACAAUAUGACCUACAAUAACAUAAGGAAUGGUGGAGAAUCGUGCCUCAUUCCUUUACACUACGCCAUUAUUUAUAUCAUUUAUGGAUGCUUUGUUCCAUUUAUCAUAACACUAGCAUCAAUAGGUUGUAUUGUAGUUUCUCUAAUGACUCAUGUACAUCGUGCUAAACUCAGUAACUCCACCUUGAGUGCUCCCCAACUUCAAGCGCAUUACCGAGCCUGUAGGACCAUGAUUUUGUUUCUCAUUCUAUUUGUGAUUUUCAAUGUGUCUGAAAUGAUAUUUGUCUCUUCUCUGCUGUCUACUCGAGACAUACAGAAUUUUAUUAUGUGGGUGUUCAUUUUGUUGUAUCCCACAUCCCAAGCUGCCAUUUUGAUCAUGGGAAGUGCAAAUCUGAAAACAGCAUUUGUUAGGAUUGUUCAAUGCAACAAGUAA